This is a messenger RNA of Corylus avellana, 624 nucleotides long. The record is from RefSeq and is a predicted model, not a curated record. Lineage: Eukaryota; Viridiplantae; Streptophyta; Magnoliopsida; Fagales; Betulaceae.
AUGAUUGACGCAGAAAGGCGCCUCAUAGCAAACGCACUCCUACACUCCUCAAACGAGAGAUUUGUUCUUCUCUCAGAAACUUGUAUUCCUCUCUUCAACUUCACAACAACAUACAACUAUCUCAUCGAAGCCAACCAGAGCUUUGUAGGCUCAUAUGAUGACCCAAGGAAAAUUGGGCGUGGCAGAUACAAUCCUCAAAUGUCACCCACAAUUUCUCUAGCAAAUUGGCGCAAAGGGUCCCAAUGGUUUGAAGUGAACCGCAAGGUAGCCCUUCACAUCAUUUCUGACAGCAAAUAUUACCCUUUGUUUAGCCAGUUUUGUAGCCCUCCAUGUUACAUGGAUGAGCACUAUAUUCCCACACUUGUCAACAUUCUUUGCCCCCAAGAGAACUCCAACAGGAGCAUCACAUGGGUUGAUUGGUCUAAGAGUGGCCCACACCCUGGAAAAUUUGUGAGGCAAGCUGUUACUGCUGAAUUCUUGGAUCAAAUAAGGUUUGGUACUAAGUGUACAUAUAAUGGAAACAUUGUUUCCUCUAUAUGCUUUUUGUUUGGGAGGAAGUUUAUGCCCAACACUUUGCAACCCUUGUUGCAAAUUGCACCAGUUUUGAUGGAUUUUGGUGCUUAA